AUAAGUGCUUGGGGUUUUCUGUGUGUGUGUGUGUGUGAGCCACAGCACAGACCUUGACAAAACCCAAGAUUAAAAACAUCACUGCUUACAGCUUGCAUCACUAAAGGGGCAUUUUUACGAUUUUUAAGCUGAUAAAGGUGUGACCGGUCUGGGACGCUGAUGGAGCGCAACUCCUUGGAUUUAUUUUCUGGUGAAGACAAUGAGCUGGAUUUUGUUAAAGUUGCUGGUAAGAGUUUUGGUGUUGAUGAAGGAGCUGACGGUUUAAAACAGCAAUAUCUGCCAGGUGAAUAUGAGAAAUCUAUCUGCCAAGAGAGAAAAGAUGAGAUGAGGAUCGACAGUAAGCUUGAGAGUGACUAUGAAUUUGCAAAGUCAACCAACAUCAGCCAACUAAACCAUGACUUCCAGAAGAUUUUGGAAGUGAGGCAGAGGAGGAAAGUGAGGAAGAUCUCUGAGCACAAUCGGCAACAGCCAGCACCUGAGAAAGUGUCUGAUUUUGUUGACAAAGAUGACUUUCUGAAAGCAGUAUUGGAGAACAAAUUACCGAUGGUUGAAAGUUAUCUUGCCAGGCGUGCAGACCCAAACACAUGCGAUAGUUUCAACUGCACAGCUCUCCACAGAGCGUGCUCUCAGGGGAAUGUAGAGAUUGUGAGGAGACUGUUGGAAGCUGGGGCUUUAAUUGAAAACAAGGAUAAGCUUGAUGCCACUGCUGUUCACUGGGCCUGCCGUGGAGGAAGCCUACCAGUUCUUCAGCUUCUACUCGACCACAAUGGCAACAUCCAUGCCAAAGACAAGCUCCAGAGUACUCCUCUUCACGUGGCAGUUAGGACAGGUCAUUAUGAAUGUGCUGAACAUCUCGUUCACUGUGGUGCUGACGUCAACGCAAAAGACAGAGAGGGAGAUACACCAAUGCAUGACGCUGUACGGCUGAACAGAUUCAGAUUUAUCCAGCUCCUCCUGUUGCAUGGAGCCAAUCUAAAAUUAAAGAACUAUGAGGGUAAAUCACCCAUGGACAGUGUUUUGCAGUGGCAGAAUGGAGCGAAGUCUAUUCUAGACAACUAUAAGCACAGUAAAAACUCACAAGACAAGUAAACUGGAGAUAAACUGGAGAUAAGCUGGACUGCAGCUCUACAGGUUGCAACAGCGUUGGAAGAGAAUACGUGAAGAUAUAUUUUAAGAGGGAAUUGGAAAGUACGGUGAAAUAUCAUUAAUCGACUAAAUUUGAAAUAUAAAAUAUUUUUUGGAAUAGU
Tachysurus vachellii is the source of this 1247-nucleotide messenger RNA. It is a transcript of the gene ankrd1b, whose product is annotated as ankyrin repeat domain 1b (cardiac muscle). Bases 160 to 1089 code for a protein of 309 amino acids. Gene Ontology annotation, biological process: regulation of transcription by RNA polymerase II. The transcript is spliced from 10 exons. The record is from RefSeq and is a predicted model, not a curated record. Gene Ontology annotation, cellular component: nucleus. NCBI's taxonomy places the organism in Eukaryota, Metazoa, Chordata, Actinopteri, Siluriformes, Bagridae. Gene Ontology annotation, molecular function: RNA polymerase II-specific DNA-binding transcription factor binding.